Molecule: messenger RNA, 3237 nt
Organism: Bolinopsis microptera
Lineage: Eukaryota; Metazoa; Ctenophora; Tentaculata; Lobata; Bolinopsidae
Exons: 9
Coding region: 90-2045 (651 amino acids)
Source: RefSeq, a predicted model, not a curated record
UGCCGUCCACUCGUUCGUUCGUUCAGUAAAGGAAAGUCUAAAACUUAAAGUUAAUCAGCAUUCAACAACGGUCUGUCAUUCAAUUCAUUAUGGGACAGACAAUCAGCAAAGAAGCACUGAGUGACAAUAAUUCGCAUUUGACAAGUAAGAAAAAGGAGAAGGUCGAAGAGCGUAAACUUGUCAAAACGUCUCUUGAAUCGCCUGAAUCUCUGUCACACUCAAAGCCUCGUGGGUUUCAGUACAUUCAGGAUGAAGAAUCUUGGUGCCGGCCGCAGCAAGCCAAGUUUUCGUGCGAAGACCAGAAAAUAUUGGAACCUGUAUUACCUUCACUAACAAAAGGAGAGGAAUCAAAAGAGCAGUUUCAAGAUGAGGAGACAAAGCACUGUUCUCCAGAAGAAAGAAUAGAAAAACUCGAACAAGAGAUGUGGAAUAAGGAUACAGAAAACGCGAGCCUUCAGUCACAAAUCACUCGAUUGAAUGAGUCAAUUGCCGAAGAGCAACAAAAGAAUUGUCAAGAACAGUGGAAUCUCUACUAUGAACAGGUGAAAACCCAAGAAGAGAUAGAAAAGAAUAAGCUUCUCCAAGAGGAACUGUCGAAAGUAAAAGAAGAGCUAUCCAAUAUUACAGCUCGAACUACAGUUGCAAGUGAAAUGAACCCAAUGGACUGCUCGAGUGAUUCUGAGGAUGCAGAAAACGCGAGCCUUAAGUCACAAAUCACUCGAUUGAAUGAGACAGUUGCUGAAGAGCAGCAAAAGACUUGUCAAGAACAGCGGAAUCUCCACUAUGAACAAGUGAAAAUUCAAGAGGAGAUAGAAAAGAAUAAGCUUCUCCAAGAGGAACUGUCGAAAGUGAAAGAAGAGCUAUUGAAUAUUACAGCUCGGACUACAAUUGCAAGUGAAAUGGACUCAAUGGACUGCUCGAGUGAUUCUGAGGCCCCUCUAGUUAAUUUUGAUGCUCGAUGCCUUCUGGCCGAACAAAAAAAACACCAGCCAAGUACUGACAAUGGCCAAGCUCAUGCUACCCCUACAAGCGUAGAAACUAAUGAUUCGGGCAUCACUUUUGAGUCUGACGUCGAGGUUAAUGCAGAAAACGCGAGCCUUAAGACACAAAUUACUCGAUUGAAUGAGACAGUUGCUGAAGAGCAACAAAAGACUUGUCAAGAACAGUGGAAUCUCUACUAUGAACAGGUGAAAACCCAAGAGGAGAUAGAAAAGAAUAAGCUUCUCCAAGAGGAACUGUCGAAAGUGAAAGAAGAGCUAUUGAAUAUUACAGCUCGGACUACAAUUGCAAGUGAAAUGGACUCAAUGGACUGCUCGAGUGAUUCUGAGGCCACUCUAGUAAAUUUUGAUGCACGAUGCCUUCUGAUCGAACAAAGAAAACACCAGCCAAGUACUGACAAUGGCCAAGCUCAUGCUACCCCUACAAGCGUAGAAACUAAUGAUUCGGGCAUCGCUUUUGAGUCUGACGUCGAGGUACCCGUACUAUGUGAAACUGUCGGCGAUGACAAAACGAAGUUUAAACCAGUCAACCCUGAAUCUAGUUCUACGAUCACUGAUUAUAGUGAUAACGUAGAUCUCGAAGACAAAACCUCUAUUGCCCUGUGUAAAGCGGAAAAAGAGAACAAACAAUUGAGAAACUACAUAUACGAUCUUCAACUUUCAUACGACGAAAUUAGGAAUCAUUAUUUUGACCUGCGUGAGAGAUACCAGGGAGUUGAGCACGAUAGAUUUUGUUUGGUUGAGCGAGUAAAUGGUUUAAUCGGCGAGUCCAAAGAAAAGUUUAAACCAGUCGACCCUGAAUCUACAAUCAUCGAUGAAACAGAUCUCGGGGACGACACCUCUAUUGCCCUGUGCAACUGCAACGCGGAUAAAGAGAACAAACAGUUGAGAACUAUCUUCAACUUUCAUACGAUGAAACUAAGCUCAGAGAAAAUCAGUAUCUUGACCUGUGUGAGAGAUACAAGGAAGUUGAGCAUGAUAGAUCCCGUUUUGUUGAGCGUGCAAAUGAUUUAUUCAGAACCAUCCAAGAGCACGAAAAAGAGAUGACGACAUUGCGUGACUUGAAUAGGAGAUUCAAAGAGUGUCUUACCGAGAUGCAGUCUGAAUUUAGCGAUGUCGAGGAUCACAACAAAAAAGUGUUUCAGAAUCUAAACACCAAGAAUGAAAACCUGAAUAAACGACUCGUCGAGUUGCGGUCAGGUUUUUGUGCAAUGGAUGGUCAGGUCAACUACAAAGAUGUGGUUAAGAACCUUACCAACGACUAUAACAAACUGAAUAAACAAUUCUUCGAGUUACAGUGUAGUCUCCAUGCCAUGGAGGUCGGCAACAAAGAAACAGUUCAAAACCUAACUGUGGAAAAAGAGAAGCUGACUGCAGACAAUGUCGAGUUACGAUCAAGUUUUUAUGCCAUGGAGGUCAACUACAGAGAGGUGGUUCAGAACCUAACUGUGGAAAAGGAAAAACAGUCUGCGGACAAUGAUAAUCUCAACAAACAAGUUGUCGAGUUACGAUCUGGUUUUUCUGUAAAGGAGGAAGAGUACAAAUUUGUAGUCGACACCAAGACGGCGGAGAAUCAGAGUCUAAUCGAGGAGAAAGUAAAUUUGCAUAAAAAGCUAAUUACUUUCAUAAAAUGUCAAGUGUAAUGACUUAACCUAUGUGCGUACCUUAAACAGCACUAAAGUCUGAACCAGUUUUCCGAUAAAAGAACAGAGAUGAUGAAAUUUGACAGCACCUGUGAUACAUCAUAACCCAACUCAAGUCUCAAAUCCAAUUUGUGAAAGUCUGCAUCACAAGCACCUCCCAAAACACCAAAAAGUGUGCAGAUGAAGAAUGAAGAUAGAAGAAACGUAAACCGAAGAGAAGAUAAAGACAUAAUAUUGACGCGAGGAAGAGGAUUAUUAUUUCAAGUUUAAUGUUGUUACUUGAUGAAAGUGACUUUAAUUAUGAUAUUAAGUGACUUAAAUGAUGAAAAGUUUCUUGAUGAAAGUGACUUUGAUUAUAUGAUAUUAACUGACUCAAAUGAUGUAAAGUUUCUUGAUGAAAGUGACUUUGAUUAUGAUAUUAAGUGACUUAAAUGAUGAAAAGUUUCUUGAUGAAAGUGACUUUGAUUAUAUGAUAUUAAGUGACUUAAAUGAUGUAAAGUUUCUGAUGAAAGUGACUUUGAUUAUGAUAUUAAGUGACUUAAAUGAUGAAAAGUUUCUUCAUGAAAGUGACUUUGAUCGUGAUAUUAAGUGACUUA